AUGUGGGAGGUGCAGAGGCUCUCCAGUCGCGUCAAGGCCAGCAGCAAACAGAAGGGCGAAGCAGAACUGCAGCAGCAGCAGCACGAAAGCAGCAACUCGCAGCAGCCGCAGCGCCUCCGCCUUUUGCCGCAAACGCGCGAAGAUGACAAAAAGCAACAGCAGCAGCAGCAGCAGCAGCAGCAGCAACAGCAACAGCAGCAUAUGCAACAGGGAAUGCAACACGAUGCGCCAGCCCUGAAAGCAGCAGCAGCAGCAACAACAGCAGAAGCAGCAGCAGCAACAACAGAAGCAGCAGCAGCAACAGCGGGAGCAACAGCAGCAACGACAGCUGCAGCGACCAAAACAGCAGCCGCAGCAGGACCGAGACCAGCAGCAGCAGCAGCAACAGCAGCAGCAGCAGGAGCAGCAGCAGCAGCAGCAGCAGCAAGGCCCCACUGCUUGGCUUUGUGGCAUAGACAAUCACUGGGCCGUGGUGCAGCUGACUCAGGCGCUCGAAUUGCGCCCCUUGCGGCGCUGCUGCUGCCGUUGGCGGCGCCGAUGAAGCUUCUGCUGCUAAUACUGAUGGUGGUGCCCGUGAAGCUGCUGCGGCUGCUGCUGCUGUGGCUGCGGUUUGCUGCUGCUGCUUACGCUGCCCCUGCAGCUGCCGCUGCUGCUGCGGGCGCAGCAGCAGGAGAACUGCAGCAGCUACUGCUGCAACUGGCCUGCUGCGUUGCCGAUGGAGAUGGCCUCAUCCAUGCGGCUCUGGCCUGCACACUAGCAGCUGCAGCAGCGGCGGCCGCCGCAGCAGCAGCGGCAGCAGCAGCAGCAGCAGCAGCAGCCAUGAGAACAGCCGCAAGGACGGCGAAUCUGUUGAAGGGGCCCCUGCGGUCUCUUAGCAGCAGCAGCAGCAGCAGCAGCAGCAGCAGCAGCAAAAGCAGCAGCAAAAGCAGCAGCCAAACGAGAAACAGCAACUGCGUUAAAAACGCGGGCAGCACCAACGUGACCGCCAACUGUAUGGCCUUCCGGGGCAGCCUCUGCAGAGACGAUGCCAGCAGCAGCAGCAACAACAGCCACAGCAGCAGCAGCAGCAACAACAGCAGCCACAGCAGCAGCAACAACAGCCACAGCAGCAGCAGCAGCAGCACGAGCCAAAGCAUCAGGCCCCAGAUGGUAGUAAAAGAAGAAUCCGAAGGAGCAGAAGGGAUCUUCCCUGCGUACGGCGCAGCAGCAGCAGGAUGCAGCAGCAGCAACAGCAGCAACAGCAGCAACAGCAGCAACAGCAGCAGCACGGCCACGCUGCAGCAACCCGACGACCUUUUGCUGCAGCUGCAGUCUGAGUGGAGGCACAGCGAUGAGAGCUCGCAUUUGACAGAAGGAGCAGCGCCAUCCUCAGCAGCAUCAGCAGCUGCUGCUUCGGCUUCUGUUGCUGCUGCUGCUGCUGCUGCUGCUGCGGACAGUGCAGCAGCUGCUGCAGAUGCAGCAGCAGCAGCAGGAACGGACAGCAAGGCAGCAGACGACGACACAGAGUCUCUCUAUUCUUAUUACUCUGCGCCGGACUGCCUGCAGCGCGCAGACGCGAGCUGCUGCUGCAGUCCCGUUGCUGCUGCUUGCUGCAGCAGCCCCAGCAGCAGCAGCGACGCAGCAGCAGCCAAAGCAGCACCCGAGGAAGCCAGCAGCUUCAUUGAGUGCCUUAGGAGGGCCUCCAGCAGCGCAGCAGCUCCCGUGCUGCAGAAGGCAGCGUCUGAAACCUACACGCAGCAGCAGCAGCAGCAGCAGCAGCUGCUGCUGCUGCCGAACAAGGAGCAGCAGCAGCGGCAGCGGUCGUCGCCUGUUCAGGGCGAAGCAGCAGCACAGAAUGGCGCUGCAGGCCCUUCGCUGCGGCAGCAACUGUGGCUGCCGCAGCAGUUCAUGCGGCAGCAGCAGCAGCAGCAGCAGCAGCAGCGGCAGCAGCAGCAGCGGCAGCAGCAGCAGCAGCAGCAAGGGGAGGCCUCAAGUCCCCUCAAAAGAAAGAAGGACCUCCAGCUGAUGUACAGCGUCGUCACUGCCUCUGACAGCCAGAAGCAGCAGCAGCAGCAGCAGCAGCUGCUGCUGCUGCAGCUGCCGCAGCAGGAGAGAGAACCCCCCCCUUCGAGCUGCCGCUGGCCCGAUGCCACAGACCCCGCAGCAGCAGCAGCAGCAGCAGCAGCAGCAGCAGCAGCAGCGAUCUCGAUAAAGGGGCCCCCUCAGCUGCUGCACGGCAGCGCCCAUCAUGCAAACAGCGCGUGCCGCCGGUCUCGGAGGCCCUCGCUGCCGCUGCGCUGCCGUUUGCUGCAGCAGCAGCUGCUGCACGAGCAGCAGCAGCAGCAGCAGCAGCAGCAGCUUGGGGCGGCUUCCUACGAUUUCAGCGGCAGCAGCAACCAGCUGCUGUCCGUUGCUGCUGCUAGGCGCCGCUGCGUCUCCUGCGAUGAAGGCGCGCCCGACAAGCAGCAGCAGCAGCAUCGGCUGCUGCUGCUGCUGCACGGACGGCCCGCCCUCAGCAGCAGCAGCAGCAGCAGCAGCAGCAGCAGGUACGGCGACAGCAGCAGCCCCUCCGUUCGCGGCCGGCUAGGUGUACAGACACCCCAAACCACGGUGUCACUUCCUGCUGCUGAAACUGACACGCUGGGUGCAGACACGCCGCUGGCAGCAGCAGCAGCAGCAGCAGCAGCAGCAGCAGCAGCAGCAGCAACAGCAGCAACAGAAACAGAAGCAACAACGCCAACGGCAGCAGCAGCUCCUGCAGACCGGCAAGAGACACAAACGGCGUUGGAGGCCGCUACGGCGGCAGAGAGCAGCAGCAGCAACAGCAGCAGCAGCAGCAGCAGCAGCAGCAGCAACAGCCGGCCUCAGCUGGCUGUGGAAGCACGGAGCGCCAUUGCUACACCGUGGUUGUCACCUGCUGCAUCAGUUGCUGCAGAGCCGCAGAUAGCAGCAGCAGCUGCAGCAGCAGCAGCAGCAGCAGCAGCAGCACACAAAGGCGCUGCUGCAACAAACCUAUUCCUGCAGCUUCCACCGCCGCGGUCCCAAACAGCUGCGGGGGAGGUGGAGCCGACUGAACUGCAGCGGCAGCAGCAGCAGCUGCUGCAGCAGCAGCAGCUGCUGCAGCAGCAGCUGCAGCAGCCGCUGCAGCAGCCACUGCAGCAGCUCCACCUGCAGCAGCAGCAGCAACAGCAACGCACAGCUGAAUCUCCACAUGAGGACCCCUGGUGGGAAGGACGGAGGGCCACCGUCUCCACGGAAGCAGCAGCAGCAGCUGCAGCGCCAGCAGCAGCAGCAGCAGCAGCAGCGGCUUCGCUUUCUGCUGCUGAUGGGUCCCCUGGGCAGCAGCGGCCGCUGCACCUGCGGCACCCCACACCUUUGCUCGGGUGUACAGACAGCUCAGGCCCCGCAUGCAACAGCGCGUGGAGGACCCCCUGCAGCAGCGCAGCAGGAAGCAGCGCUGCUGCGACUCCAGGGAGUGCAGCAGCAGCAGCGUCUGCUGCUGCUGCUGCUGCUGCUGGCUUCUUGUCGCCCCUAACAGCAAACAGCAGCUGCGUCAAUACCCCUUUCUGUCAAACGCCCACAGCUCAGCAGCAACAGCAACGCACAGCUGAAUCUCCACAUGAGGACCCCUGGUGGGAAGGACGGAGGGCCACCGUCUCCACGGAAGCAGCAGCAGCAGCAGCAGCGCCAGCAGCAGCAGCAGCAGCAGCAGCGGCUUCGCUUUCUGCUGCUGAUGGGUCCCCUGGGCAGCAGCGGCCGCUGCACCUGCGGCACCCCACACCUUUGCUCGGGUGUACAGACAGCUCAGGCCCCGCAUGCAACAGCGCGUGGAGGACCCCCUGCAGCAGCGCAGCAGGAAGCAGCGCUGCUGCGACUCCAGGGAGUGCAGCAGCAGCAGCGUCUGCUGCUGCUGCUGCUGCUGCUGGCUUCUUGUCGCCCCUAACAGCAAACAGCAGCUGCGUCAAUACCCCUUUCUGUCAAACGCCCACAGCUGUGGGGCCCCUCCGAAAAGAGGCCCCUUACCUCCAGCCUGUUUGCUUCCUGCCGCUGCCGCAGCAGCAGCAGCAGCAGCAGCAGCCGCAGCAGCAGCAGCAGCAGGAGGGCGACAGCCAGGUGGCCGCUCUUCUGCCGGGCAGCCGGGCGUCUACUAGCCCGUUGACGACGCAGGCGCGGCUGCUGCAGGACCAGCAGCAGCAGCAGCAGCAGCAGCACCUCAAGUCUCCGCAGCAGCAGCUUCAAGUGCAGCAGCAGCAACAGCAGCAGCAAGAGCAGCAGCAGCAAACGCUACAGGAAGGACCAGUCGAGUUCUUAAGCGUAUGUUUAGCUCCCAGCAACAGUGUAGCAGUAACAGCAACUGAUGCAGUAUCUCAAAUGCAGCAGCAGCAGCAGCAGCAGCAGCACUGGAACAGCAGCAAGGAAGAUCUGUAUUUGUCGCGCGAUCUGGCUCGCUGCGUGGCAGACCGCAGCAGCAGCAGCAGCAGCAGCAGCAGCAGCAGCAGCAGCGAGUGCAGGGAUGUUUCACACUGGGAUCUUCUUUCCUUCAUUAAAGACGAGGCGUCAAGCCGUCGUGUCCGCCCAGCAGCAGCAGCAGCAGCAGCUGCUGCUGCUGCUGCUGCUGCUGCUUUUGCAGCAGCAGCUGCUUCUGCACCUCCCCCUUUCGCACGAAGGCCUGCCACAACUGCCCCUGCAGCAACGAUGCCAGCAGCAGCAGCAGCAGCAGCAGCAGCAGCAGCAGCAGCAGCGCAGAGAAGCUCUGACUCUCCAGUGUUGGAUGAAAGUGCACUUUUAAGGCGCAAGAGCGACGGAGUUGUGCUGCUCACAGAGUCCCCAGCUAAGAGCCAGCAGCUGCAGCAGCAGCAGCAGCAGCAGCAGCAGCAGCAGCAGCUGCGUGUUUUGCUGCAGCAGCUGCAGCAGCAACAGAGUGCAACAGCCUCAAACCGCAUCAUGUACGGCGUCAGCAGGGCUAGCAGUGUUUACAGCGUGAUGGAAGGCCCCGAGCCUGCAGCAGCAGCAGCAGCAGCAGCAGCAGCUGCUGCUGCUGCUGCUGCUGCUGCUGCAAGCCCUUCGAAACGCCACCGCAGCGACGGGUCACUUGCCCCUCCCCGCACACAAGUGUGGGGCGCCGCACCCCUUCAGGACUCCCUAUGGGCUUCUCCAGAAGUAGCCCCACAGCAGCCACUGCAGCAGCUGCUGCAGCAGCAGCAGCAGCAGCAGCAGCAGCAGCAGAAUUUCGUGUCACCGGAUGACACACAUGCGAACAUUCUCACUAUGAAGAGCCGCCAACUCCCCGGCGAGCCGCUGCUGUUGAAUCCGCCGCAGCAGCAACUGCAGCAGCUGCAGCAGCUGCAGCAGCUGCAGCAGCAGCAGCAGCAGCAGCUGGCUGGCUCGCAGCAGGGCUUCUGCGUUCGCCGUGGCCUUGCGGACCCGCUGCUGUGCAGCAGGGGCCCCAACGCAGCAGCAGCAGAUUACGGGGCCCCCUUCUCGCCGGCCACCUGCGGCAGCCAGCAGCGGGCGCUGCCGCUGCAGCAGCAGCAGCAGCAGCAGCAGCAGCAGCAGCAGCAGCAGCAGCAGCAAAAGGCCAAGCUGCACAGGGGAGAGGCCUCCAUCCCCGAGACGCAGCUGCGGAGUUUGCUGCAGGUGCCUUACAAGUUAGAAUGUGUAGUUUACUUUGGGGCAGUCUUGUGUCUUGACGCGCUGCUGUACGAGGUCACAAUGAUGCCGCUGCAGGCCCUGCGCGUGCUGCUGCUGCUGCUGCUGCUGCUGCUGCGCCGCUGCUGCUGCUGGGCCAGGCGCUUGGGCCGGGCCUGCAGCGGCUUCAGCCUGCUCAGCAGCGCCCCGAGGCGGCUGCGUGCGGCGCCGCGUGUUUUGGGGGCUGCUGCGGCAGCAGCAGCAGCAGCAGCAGCAGCAGCAGCAGCAGCAGCAGCAGCACUCAAGAGCGAAGCGCGGCUUCGAGGCCGCCGACCCCCCGCCCCCGCCUCCGCAGCAGCAGCAGCAGCAGCAGCAGCAGCAGCAGCAGCAGCAGGAGCUGGAGGUGGGCCGAUUCUGGAUAUCGGCUCCGGACUUGUGCGGCUUUUUGCGUUUUUCAGUGCUGGGGCUGUGCGCGCUGCUGUUCGGGUGUAUAGACACCUCAAUCGUCUACCACUGCAUCCGCGCGCAGCCUUUUGUAAAACUUUAUGUCAUUUUUAA
Eimeria necatrix is the source of this 6165-nucleotide messenger RNA. RefSeq lists its product as hypothetical. The transcript has 7 exons. NCBI's taxonomy places the organism in Eukaryota, Apicomplexa, Conoidasida, Eucoccidiorida, Eimeriidae. The coding region runs from base 1 to 6165 and encodes 2054 amino acids. The record is from RefSeq and is a predicted model, not a curated record.